Molecule: messenger RNA, 2189 nt
Organism: Clupea harengus (Atlantic herring)
Lineage: Eukaryota; Metazoa; Chordata; Actinopteri; Clupeiformes; Clupeidae
Gene: lag3
Product: lymphocyte activating 3
Biological process (GO): positive regulation of ERK1 and ERK2 cascade; interleukin-15-mediated signaling pathway; T cell activation
Cellular component (GO): membrane raft; external side of plasma membrane
Molecular function (GO): MHC class II protein binding; protein tyrosine kinase binding
Source: RefSeq, a predicted model, not a curated record
UUCAACCUUGCCGCCACCCACAGUUGCAAAUAUAUAAUACGGUUCUCAACUGAAAACAGUCCCCAGAGAGAACACACACACACACACGAGAGGAGAGAAAGAGUUCAGAGAGAGAGACAGAUGCAAAGGAGUGGAUUACGGUGAAUUAAAAAGGACAAAUAUAGGACUAAACAACUGAGUUACUGAGAGACAAAGUGCAGUCUUUAAAGAUGCUGUUAAUACUUCUGGGAGUUGCACUCGCUAUGACAGGUGGGAACUGUGCUUACAUGGAACAAGAAUGGCUUGAGGUCGUGGCACAGGAGGGGUCGCAGGCUGUGCUGCCCUGUGUCAUGUCACUCUCAUCACAGUCACAUUUUGCUGCCUUCCACUGGAUCAGGAUACGUGAGAGCGCAGAGAGAACGGUUUUGCAUCGGAAGAAGAGUGGCCUGAUCUACCGCAACACGGAGCUCGGCCAGCGCAGCCACUGCCCGGACUCCCAGUUUGGGGACUACAGUCUGCACAUUGACGCUGUCAGGGAGGAUGACGCGGGAAAAUACGUUUGCAGCUCGCCGGGCAGAGGCAGGACCGGCGUCAUUCUAAGGAUCAUAAAAGUGUGUUUCUCACCUCCUGAGGCCAUAGAAGGAGGUUCGCUGAAGAUGGCCUGCAGCGUUACUCCGAGACCAGAUCCACUGCAUAUCAGCUGGAAGCUCAACGGUGUGGAUUACAAGACAAACAGAGAGAGCAGCAAACUCAGGGUAUCUCAGAUGCACCAGGGGAACUGGACGUGCCUCAUCCGCUACGGGGGCGCCACUGCAGAAGUGACGCAGUCCCUCAGAGUAAAAGGCAUAGAGAACCCACCAUUUGACAAAGCCCUCGUGUACGCUGGCAUUGGCUCCAACGCCACCCUACCCUGCGUGUUCACGCAGGGCGUGACCCUCAACUCAUCCUGGAAGAGGCUUUCCAAGGGGUCCUCCUCCUCAUCAUCAUCUCCCUCUUCUUCUCCUCCUCGUGGCUUUUCACGUCAUCUGUCUCUCCCUCUUCCACUCUCCUUCAUUCGUCCGUCAUCAUCUUCCCUCUCUCCGUGGGAUCAGUCUGCGUGGCUGGAGAGGGUGGAGGUGGGUGAUGAGGGGAGUUACAGGUGUUCAGGAGAGGUGGAGGGGAAGCUGGUGGAGAGAGAGAUGGAGCUGGUGACUGCUCGAGUGCUGACUUCCCAAUCUAAAAAGACCACUCCACUGACUUUGACAUGUCAGCUGAGCAACGACAAAGAAGUGACCAGGUACGAGUGGGUCCGUGUCACCCAUGACAACGGCUCUGUUGCCAAAGAGACCAUCGUAGAAGAGGGGAAAACUCUGAAGCUUCCCAAACUGACAGAAGACGACAUGGGCGAGUGGGUCUGCCGUUACCACGGAGAGAGAGGACCACUGGGGAACGUCACCUACCACGUACAGAUCAUGGGUGGUCUGAAGUCAGCGAGGCAGGAGGAGCAGACCUCCAACAGACCGGCGCUGGCCAUCGGCUCUGUGCUUCUGGUGCUUCUGGUGCUCCUCAUCGCACUCCAGAUGUACAGGAACCACCGCAGGAGGAAAAUGAUCCUGCCCUACCCAGCCCUGGAGAACAUUGCUCAUUCGCUCGCCAACAAACGAGAGGAGAGAGAGAGGCGGCGAAUGAACGAGAAGAAGAGCACUGAGCCAAUGCAAUAACAGCUGUGAAGUAGAUAACUUCACACCAGCUUCAGCGUUACAACACAUUUAUAUCAAGUUUAUCUACCCAAUGUGUUGCUAUAUAUAUCACAUAACCAUAUGUGUGUGUCUGUGUGUGUGUGUUUGUGUGUGUGUGUGUGUGUGUGUGUGUGUGUGUGUGUGUGUGUGUGUGUGUGUGUGUGUGUGUGUGUGUGAGCGAGCAUGCAUGCAGUCUUUGCUCAUUAUUAGUAUCCUGAAACUAAAAGCUCAAACAAAUGUAGCAGCCAUAUAUUUUAUAUCUUGUCUCUAACGUUUUUAAUACUCAUGUUCACUUCAGAAAUGUUGUUAUGUAUAUAAAAAAAGGUUUUGAAAAUCGAAUAACAGUGAACAUUUAUGAGGAUAUUAUUUGUAUGUAUUGUUUUAUAUCUUAUAACACCUGUAAAUAUAUUAAUGACCCCAAACAGUCAUUUUAAUGAGAUUUAUAUAAUGUCUUUAUCAUACUCAAAUGGAAUACAGUUACAUUGAGUCAAA